Molecule: messenger RNA, 4180 nt
Organism: Tachysurus vachellii
Lineage: Eukaryota; Metazoa; Chordata; Actinopteri; Siluriformes; Bagridae
Gene: arhgef18a
Product: rho/rac guanine nucleotide exchange factor (GEF) 18a
Exons: 19
Coding region: 174-2951 (925 amino acids)
Biological process (GO): regulation of Rho protein signal transduction
Cellular component (GO): plasma membrane
Molecular function (GO): guanyl-nucleotide exchange factor activity
Source: RefSeq, a predicted model, not a curated record
GUCGGUUUCGUGUGCACUUGUUGUGCGGAUGCCGGAGAGCAGAAAUGAGACAAAAUAAACUGCUGUAAUUUUGUCUGUGAACUUCAGACACUUUGUGAUUAAACGCUGUGGAAUAAAGUUCUGGCUUUAAUGUGACGACUGAACAAGUUACAAACUGAUAAGAGGAGAGCAGGAUGGAGGAGAGCGAUCGACACAAAUCUGUCCUGGAUGAGUUUACAGCAGACGGCAUUAACAUCGAGGAUGUGCAGUAUUUGACUCUGAGGGAGAAUCUGGAAUCUGAUGCUCAGGAUUUUGAAGCUCCCACAUGGAGUUUAGCUGUAGAUCCGGAGUAUGUGAAGAACUUCUCUAAAGAAGCAGUUAAGAGACAAGACGUCAUUCAUGAGUUGAUCCAGACGGAGAUAAACCAUGUGCGGACCCUGAAGCUCAUGGUGUUUGUGUAUCUGCGUGAGCUGCGCGACUCGCUGCUGAUGGACGAGUCUCAGCUUGAGCGCCUUUUCCCUCGUCUAGACUGUUUACUGCAGGAACAUCAGGACUUCCUGCAGAGACUGAAAAACAGACGCAGAGAGUGUCUGGAGACAGGAAGUGACAAAAACUACUUCAUCAGUAACAUAGGAGAUGUCCUUAUCACUCAGUUCUCAGAUGAACUCAGAAACAGGCUGGAGAACAGUUACUGUGUUUUCUGCAGUCGUCACACAGAGACGGGGAAUUUAUACAAAGAACAACUUCAGUCCAAUAAAAAGUUUCAGAAUCUGAUCCGAAGAAUCGGUCAGCUGUCCAUCAUGAGGAGGCUCGGCAUUCCUGAGGGAAUUCUGCUCAUCACGCAGCGCAUCACCAAAUACCCGGUCCUGGUAGAGCGCAUUAUUAAAAACACUGAAGGGGGAACACAGGAGUACGCUGAUCUGGUAAAUGCUCUGGAGUGCAUUAAGGACACCAUCUCCACCGUGGACACGCAGGUCCAUCAGUACGAGCAGCUGCGGGAAAUCGCCGCUCACCUCGAACCCAAAUCCUACGGCAGGAUGGGCAACGGCAAGAUUGUCCGCAGAGAAGAUCUGCUCCAGAAGGACAGGAGGCUGCUGAGAGAGGGAGUGCUGACGUGGAGGCCUCAGAACAGGUCCAAAGCGUUGGACAUCAUUGUGGUUCUGCUGCCUGAUUUACUGCUGCUGCUCCAGGCUAAAGAUCAGAAAUACAUAUUUGCUUCUCUGGAUGGGAAGCCUGCAGUUCUUCCCCUGCAGAAGCUGAUUGUGAGGGAAGCAGCUCACAGUGACAGGGUUCUGUAUCUGAUCUCAGCGUCUGAUGUCCAGGCUGAUAUGUACGAACUUCACACCUCAACAGCUGAAGAACGAAGCAGCUGGAGACUGAAGAUAUGGGAAACUAUUGAGAAAUGUCCACACAUGGAGGAAGAGCUGAUGGAGCAUGAAGAUAUUUAUCCUAAUAAACUUCGUGAAGUUCAUGACCAGCUGUGUGAGAAGGACGCUCAGAUCGAGGAGAUCCUCCGGCAAAAGCUGCAAAUAAUUUCUGACCUGUCAGAGGUUCAGACAGAUAACCCAACUACACUGAGACGCCUGCUGCUGAAAGGUUCUGCUGCUGAGCUCCAACAGGGGGAGCUGUUGAUCAACAACGCCAUUAUACAGGCUGAGAAUUUACAGGUGCAGCUGAUUCAAGGAGAGAUGAACUUUAUUCCUGGAGAAAGUGAUGAUGUGAAGCUCCACAUAAAAUCACAAACAUUGCCUGCGUUCAACAGAAUGUCAAAGAGUGGUGAUGGAUUUCGGUCCAGAGAUCAAAGACCAAACUCAGAUCCUCAUCUGCGAGACCUUUAUCUCAAUCCCUUGGAAUUAUCUGCUCAUGAUGAAGGCUUCUCCACCUUUCCUCCUCCUCCUCCUCCAGCACACACCAUUAAAGCAGAGUGGAUUGAGACUGCAGAUAAACUGAUAAGGACACUGUACAGCCUGAAGGCACUGGUCUCCCAGCAGGACAGUGAGUUGGAGGUUCUGCGUGCGGCUCAGUCGGAGCAUGAGCGUUCGUCCCGUCAACGUUUCAGCUCCAUCCAGGAUCAGGAGCGACAGCGGCACCUGGAGAAGCAGCGUGAGGAGCUCCUCCACCUGCAGAAGGUCCACAUGCAGCAGCAGCAGGAGCAGGAAUCCUGGGCUCGUGAGCGUCAGCGUCACCUUCUGAAAAUGCACGAGCUCGAGCAGGAACUGACGCACCGCAAGGAAGAGUGUACCAAUAAGGAGGCGUGGCUCUGUGCCGAGAGGGACGUCCUGAGCCGGUGCCGAGCAGAGUACCAGCAGGACCUGGAGCGUCUGAGGGAAAGUGCCAUCGCCGUGGAAAAAGAAAGGGAGAAACUGCAGCAGGAGAGCAGACGAAUCAACAAAUACAAGAACAUCACCAACGCCGGAGCCUCACAUCUGGGUGGAGUCUCACAACUGGACAAUGCACAUGUACCAAAACUGCCCAUUCCGUAUUCAUCACCUGACGAUAUGCUCAGCACCAGAUUACAGCACAGUCCGUCUCAUGUGCGCCCUCCGCUGGUCCCCCCUCGUAAAGAGAGCAUCAGUGUCACAGCAAGCGUUAAAGCAGACGUCCCCAUCCAGCUGCUGAGCACCACGAACGAGUCGCUAAAGUCCAGCAGCAUCCAACAGCAGAUCCCAACUAAACUCGCAAUUAGCAAAGGGAAGGACAAGAACAAAAGCAAGAGCGCACAUCAUCGCACCAAUAGUGCAGCCACAAUAGAAUUUUCAGAGGUUUUUCCCAUUAAAGUCUCAGGAAAAGAAGGAGGAAGUUUACGAGCAAUGAAGACCACAAAACUACACACACACACUGCAGAUGUUCCUCUGGAACACACUCUGAACUCAAAACCUUCACAAUCAGUAAACGCUUCCCGAAAAUCUGCUCAGCUGCAGAACCACCAGAGAACCAAGAACUGCAACCUGGAGGACGUUGUCUUCUUUUAGGUCUUCACCGUGGAUCAUCUCUGAACAUGAACACACUCAGACUUUACACAGCUUUAAAAAAAACAUAAUGAAUAGAAUUUAUGUGGCUUUAAGAAAAAAGGAAGGAAAUGAAUUUUAAUGUUUUUAAUAUUUUACUCCAUUACUACUGUUUUCCAGCACUUUCAAAAAAGUGUCUGUGUGUGUCUGUGUGAGUGUGUGUCUGUGUGAGUGUGUGUCUGUGUGAGUGUGUGUCUGUGAGUGUGAGUGUGUGUCUGUGUGAGUGUGUGUCUGUGUGAGUGUGUGUCUGUGUGAGUGUGAGUGUGUGUGUGUGUGUGUCUGUGUGUGUGAGUGAGCGUGUGUGUCAGUGUGAGUGUGUGUGUGAGUGUGUGUCUGUGUCUGUGUGUGUGUGUGUGUCUGUGUGUGUGUGUGAGUGUGUGUCUGUGUGUGUGAGUGUGUGUCUGUGUGAGUGUGUGUCUGUGUGUGUGAGUGUGUGUCUGUGUGUGUGUGUGAGUGUGUGUGAGUGUGUGUCUGUGUGAGUGUGUGUCUGUGUGAGUGUGUGUGUGUGUGUCUGUGAGUGUGAGUGUGUGUCUGUGUGUGUGUCUGUGUGUGUGUCUGUGUGUGUGUCUGAGUGUGUGUCUGAGUGUGAGUGUGUGUCUGUGUGAGUGUGUGUCUGUGAGUGUGAGUGUGUGUCUGUGUGUGAGCGUGUGUGAGUGUGUGUCUGUGUGUGUGUGAGCGUGUGUGUCUGUGUCUGUGUGUGUGAGUGUGUGUCUGUGUGUGUGAGUGAGCGUGUGUGUGAGUGUGUGUCUGUGUGAGUGUGUGUCUGUGUGAGUGUGUGUCUGUGUGUGUGUGUGAGUGUGUGUCUGUGUGUGUGAGUGAGCGUGUGUGUCAGUGUGAGUGUGUGUCUGUGAGUGUGUGUCUGUGUGAGUGUGUGUCUGUGUGUCUGUGUGUGUGUCUGUGAGAUUCAUCCACAAAAAAAGGGUAAAGUUUCAGGUCAAAGUGCUUUUUUGAAUCAUUUGUAAAUUGUAACUCAUUUUAGAGAAGUUAGAAUGUUUCAGAACCAGAACACAACGUUAACUUUUAUUAUUCUGUAACUGUAGAUUUUAUUAAAACACCUCAAAACUUUUAAAAUCCUGUUAAAAAAAACAGUUGGAUGACAAAACUUUUGUUUUUAUUCUUUUAUUGAUUCUGAAAAAAGGACAUUUGAAACCAGAAGUUUUGGGGUUUUUUUUUAAAUAAAAUGGAGAAACUGA